Molecule: messenger RNA, 3235 nt
Organism: Dreissena polymorpha
Lineage: Eukaryota; Metazoa; Mollusca; Bivalvia; Myida; Dreissenidae
Product: mucolipin-2-like
Exons: 23
Coding region: 326-2896 (856 amino acids)
Cellular component (GO): lysosomal membrane; nucleus; plasma membrane
Molecular function (GO): NAADP-sensitive calcium-release channel activity; transcription coregulator activity; RNA polymerase binding
Source: RefSeq, a predicted model, not a curated record
GUGACACAUUUUGUACACUACAUUGAAAGUUCUCAAACGUAUGGACUAACUGCUGUUUGCAAAUCAGCUGCGAUAGUUUCAUAAAUAAUACAGCACGUAUGGAAUCAGCACAGGAACUGCAAGUUCAAUUCCAAAUAUAUGGUCCAAAGAUAAAGUGGUUAUCAGAUGCAGUAUUAAGUAAUAUGAGUUAAAAGACAUUUAUACGGUGAUCAAUGACGUUCAGAGAUUUUAGCGCAUCAAUUAAUGAAACUGAAAAAAUAUAGAAUUUACAGCGAACGAUGAGCGAGCCCACUUGUUUCCUAAGAAUGGUGCAAGAACAGAUGCGAUGAUUAAGUUGACAAAAGAAACAGAAUUAAGUGGCAGCAUCAACACCAUGAACAAAUCAUCAGGAGACGGGCUUAAGAGAUCGGAGAAACGUGACUUGGAGAUCUUUGCUGGGCCUUACACCUCUGGUGCACAUGAGCUUAAUGGUUCCCAAUCUGCUGGCCAGCCAAUUGAUGCCCCAACCUCCCCUGUUGUUCAGUCCCUUGGGGUUCAGGCCCAUUCACCGCAAACUGGGUUGGAGGAUAAGCCGGUUUCCCGUCAUCAUGAGCAACUUGACAAGUUACAGAAAGACUUUAUGCAAUUACUCCGCGACAACAAAUGGUUCAACAUCAAGUUGUCGUGGACAGUCACACAGGACGCUCUCAAGUGGGACCAACGAUACAUGGACGUGGGGGACGACGCACUUUCAGAAAAGUGGUUUAACGAGUUCAGACAGAAUCUUAUCCGUCAGGACUUUUUUGAAUUACUCCGCGACACUCCAUGGGUUCACAGCCGGUCAUCGUGGCAAGUUACUAAGGAAGCCAUCAAGGGAGAAGAACGAUACAUGGCCGUGGGAGACGACAAGCUUUCGGUGGAAUGGUUUAACCAGUUCACACAAGACCGUAAACGUCAAGACUUUAUGGAAUUACUCAGCGAAAUCCCAGAUAUUCAUUGCGGGACAACGUGGCGAUUCACACAGGACUAUUUAACGGGGGACCCUCGAUUCUUGGCCGUUGGAGACGAUGCGCUUUCUAAGAAGUGGUUCGAGGAGUUCAUGAAGAAACGUCAAGACUUCAUGCAAUUACUACGCGACAAACCAGGUAUUCGUAGCAGGUCAAGGUGGCAAGUCACAAAGGACUGUUUAAAGGGGGACCCUCGAUUCUUGGCCGUUGGAAACGAUGCACUUUUGAAGAAGUGGUUUAACGAGUACAUAAAGACAUUGAAACCAUGCAACAUUGACGUGGUGGGCUUUACCAGCAUUAAAUUUUGGAUUUGUCUGCUGGUGUUAAGUCCGUUAAAGUGGUACCGUUGCACCUUAUGGAUCAGCAUACCACACAUUAUUGGUUUCGCCUUUCAUCUGGCCAAACUUGUGGUGACUACAUGUGCGGUAUUACAUUUUGGGGGAUGCCGAAAGCAAUUCAGCGAUGUCAUAACACACGGUCAGUUGGUUCUAAAGCACAACUUGCUGAAAGGCUGGUCUGCAGAUUACGAAACACUUACUUACCCACCUCCGCUUGACCCUUUUGCAGUGUACAACGUAGAGGAUUUCAUUGACAGAAUAAACUUUGCCGUCGAAGGGUACUACAAUAUUGAAUUCCAAGCUACGGGACACUUCACGAUACUUCCCGUUGACCAAGUACAUAUAAACUUAAACUACAUGCUGACAGACUCCAUAACAGAAAUCAGAUCUUCAACGUUAUUACCAAACUACGGACUGACAAACGUCACAGAGAACGGACAUAUUGUCUACAAAUACGAUGUAUUAAAAGAGCUGGAAUAUUACAACUUAUCGGGCGUGUUUAACAGCAUACUCGAUGUUAAUUUGACGGCAUCUUUGCAUUCAUUUCGCGUUCCAAGAAAAGGUGCUGCUAUGUGUCUACAGAUACAGAUAAAUGUAGAGUACAAUGAUAUUGACUUCGACGGUGAAGUGGACAUUGAACUCCAGACUCUCACAACAACAGUUGCAUGUCAACGCAUGAAUAUCACAGCAGCUGAUGCAGCGAUAUGUGAAGAGAAUGCCAACAAGCACUUUAUUUGGUUAACCAUUGUAACGUGUGUUUUCGAUUCCCUAAGUUGUUUAAUUGCAAUUGGACUCAUCAUCAUCGUCAUCAUCAUCAGGUACAGUAAGGAAAACGUAAACAAAAUAUGCCCAUAUUUUCUGCGAUGGUGGUCUUUGGUGUCGCUGAUUGGAGAUAGUUUUAUUUUCUUUGGGAAGACGUUGCUUGAUAAUGAAAACAACAAAAGGAAUGACCAGAAACUACGGUCAUUUGACAAAAUUGCGUUCUUCUAUGGCAUAGGAUGCCUUCUUUGCUGGAUCGGCUUUAUGCGGCAUUUGAAAAUAAACAGAAAAUUUUCGCUUCUGUUUCAUACCAUUUACCACGCCAGAUCAAACAUACUGGCCUUCAUGGCAUGCACCGGAAUUCUAUUUGCGGGCUAUUGGGCUUGUGCCUUUGUGACCCUCGGAGUUUAUCAUCCAAAGUUUGAAACAAAAAGCCGAGUAGCAGUAUCGCUAUCUGCACUGAUGUUUGCAGACGACUUUUUUGGCACGGUUGCGUCUGUACACUACGAGAAUGCUGGAAGCGAAGACUGGUUGAUAGCUAGUGUCAUUAUCGUCAUAUACAGUUUCGUUUUCCUGUUUACUCUUCUAGCUCUAAACCUCCUAAUAGCUCUGACCAACUCGUCGUAUAAUACAAUUAAUGAGAUUGAAAAAAAAGAGGAAAGCACGACCAUGUCAUUGGAGACCGAUUCAAUGUUUAUUUUUUUGAACGGAGAGGAGAACCAAUACGGUCCUGACGGAUUUGGAAUCUGUGUAUGGCUAUUCUGCAGGCGUUACUAUAGUCGUUUCACGUGUCCUAAAUGUUUGCAAACUUAACGUUCUGUUCAUAGUUUCCCGAUAUGUGUUUUCCAAACAAAUUCUCUUAAACGUUAGCUGUAUAUGUGGUUACAUAUAUUAAAUAAUAAUCCUUGUAUAUCAGAUUGAAUACAAAAUGUUUCUCUCGGUCAGUCAAUAUGUUAUAAGCGCGCCAGACAUAUCUGAUCACUGAAUUAUUUAACUGUCGCUAGGGUAUACCUAGUGAGGGAUCGUGAAAACACUGAACUCUAUGUCAACACGAAUUAACACAGUUGAAAGUUAGUGUGUGUAAUAAUAUAUUACAAAAAAUGACGUGUAUAUGUUUGUAAAUGCUGUUUUAAUUACAAUAUCUACAUCUCA